AUGGAAAAACUCUACAAUGAAAAUGAAGGAAAGCUGGAAAUCGAGGGAAAGCCAGAAGAUGAAGUAGAUACAGAAGAUGAAGGAAAAUCAGAUGAGGAAGAAAAGCUGGAAGUGGAGGGGAAGCCAGGGCAUGAGGGAAAGCUCCAGAAUGAGGGACAGCCAGAUGAUGAGGGACAACCAGAAGAUGAGGGAAAGCAAGAAAAGCAGGGCAAGUCUGAAAAUGAGGGAAAACCACACAGUGAGGGCAAGCCAGAAUCCCUGGCAAAGGCUGAGAGUGAGUCGCGGGCUGCCGAAAAGCGCCCAGCUGAAGAUUAUGUGCCUAGGAAAGCAAAAAGAAAAACAGACAGGGGGACAGACGAUUCCCCCAAGGACUAUCAGGAGGACUUUCAGGAAAGGCACUUGGGCAGUGAGGAGAUGAUGAGAGAAUGUGGAGAUGUGUCAAGGGCUCAGGAAGAGCUAAGGAAAAAACAGAAAAUGGGUGGUUUUCAUUGGAUGCAAAGAGAUGUACAGGAUCCCUUUGCCCAAGGGGGCAACGGGGUGUCAGGGGAAUGAGGGGCGGAGGUAGGGGCCAAAGGGGCUUACAUGAUAUCCCAUAUCUUUAAUGUCUUUGGCGUUCAUUUCUGAUUUCUCUAAUGAGAAUAUUGCUGAUCCUGCUUUUCCUGGAAGGCAUUUGCCAGGCUAUGUGCUUUAACCUUAUGCUGAUACUUUGCUUUAGGUGUCACUCUUGGUUACCAGCAGCCUUUUGAUCCAACUACAGUGCCCUCUGUCUUUUAGUAGGGGAUUUUCACCCAUGUGCAUGGAAAAGAUGUUCAUGGUACAUUGUAAAAUAACAAUAAAGAUAAAACCAUUUGCAGAACCAUA
Felis catus (domestic cat) is the source of this 861-nucleotide messenger RNA. It is a transcript of the gene TCEAL6, whose product is annotated as transcription elongation factor A like 6. The record is from RefSeq and is a predicted model, not a curated record. NCBI's taxonomy places the organism in Eukaryota, Metazoa, Chordata, Mammalia, Carnivora, Felidae.